UGGAGCAACACAGCAGCUCACCACUGGCCAGCCCAAUGUCUCCCCGGUCACUCUCCUCUAACCCUUCAUCCCGAGAUUCCUCCCCAUCCCGAGACUACUCUCCUGCAGUCACCAACUUGCGUUCGCCAAUCACGAUCCAACGGUCGGGCAAGAAGUAUGGCUUCACGCUGCGCGCCAUCCGUGUGUAUCUGGGGGACAGCGACGUCUAUAGCGUGGAUCACAUUGUCUGGCAUGUGGAGGAAGGGGGUCCAGCCCACGAGGCAGGUCUGUGUGCAGGGGACCUCAUUACUCAUGUCAAUGGAGAGCCAGUACAUGGUCUGGUGCACACUGAGGUGGUGGAACUCAUCCUGAAGAGUGGAAAUAAGGUGAUGGUGACUACUACGCCCUUUGAGAACACCUCCAUCCGGAUUGGACCAGCCCGCAAGAGCAGCUACAAGUCCAAAAUGGCUAGAAGAAACAAGAGAAGCACCAGUAAAGAAGGGCAGGAGAGCAAGAAGCGCAGCUCCUUGUUCCGCAAGAUCACCAAGCAGUCAAAUUUGCUGCACACCAGCCGUAGCUUAUCAUCCUUGAAUCGCUCCUUAUCCUCCAGCGAUAGUUUGCCUGGCUCACCCACCCAUGGGUUGGGUGCCCGUUCACCCACCCAGAGCCUGCGGUCGACUCCUGACUCUGCAUACCUAGGUGCCUCUUCUCAGAGCAGUUCCCCAGCCUCCAGUACACCCAAUUCACCCGCCACCACGUCCCACCACAUGCGUCCCAGCACUCUGCAUGGCCUAUCUCCCAAACUGCAUCGCCAGUACCGUUCGGCCCGCUGCAAGUCAGCUGGAAACAUUCCCCUCUCCCCCCUGGCGCAUACGCCCUCGCCUACACAGUCUUCACCGCCACCACUUCCCGGCCAUACCGUGGGCAGCUCCAACACUACCCAGAGCUUUCCCGCCAAGCUUCAUUCUUCACCACCGGUGGUACGGCCACGCCCCAAGAGCGCAGAGCCCCCCCGCUCCCCCCUUUUGAAGCGGGUGCAAUCAGCAGAAAAACUGGGCUCUCUCUUAAGCGCGGAGAAGAAGGUGGUGGUGAGAAAGCAUAGCCUGGAAGUGGUGCACUCUGAGUACCGCAAAGACUUCUACGGGGAGCCUGGCCUUCACAGCCUAGCUGAGUCAGAUGGGGAGAGUCCCAGUGAAUCUGGCGCUCCGAAGCCCUUGGCCACUCGGCGCCUGGGACGGCAGGAAUCCCCCCUUAGUUUUGGGGUCGGAGAUGGAGAGGCGGCUUUGGAGACCAAUGCCAAAACAAGGGGGCCGGAUGCUGUCCCUGGGGAUUGCAGGAGGAGCCAAGCUGUGCAGACCGAGGAGGCAUUUGUAGCAGCAAACCGAGCCCUGACUAAAGCCCUGAGCCCUGUCCAAGAGCACGAGCAAGGCAGGAAAGGCAGCCUGGAGGCAGAUGUGAUCCCACGGGGCCCUGUCCCAAUCGUGUUGGAACCGAAGGAGAUCCAAGAUCCUGGCCCUCCAGGAAAAGCCCCCGUGCAAGACAAGACGGGCUCGCCCAAGGAGAAGUGGAUCUUGGAGGUCGUGGAAGAGCACACCAUGUUGGGGACCUGUGUCAAAAAACCCAGUUGCCUCUGCCCAGAGGAAACCAAGAACGGACUCAAGCGAAGCUCGGCCGAAGCGAAGGGAAAACGGGGGAAAGAAGAGCUUCCUGUCUUGGCAUCGGGGAGCAAGUGUGCAGGAGACACGCCCCCACCCCCAGCUCCCACCCUCGAGAAGAAAGGGGCUGCUCACUGAACCAGAGGACAGUUGAUUUUUCUCACCCUUCUGCCCCGCACUUCCCCCCCCGCCCCCAGGACCAUACUAGUAGAACACCAAUGUCGUCUUUGCCUUCACGGUGAUGGCAGCGGUAAGGUAGCUAAGCUCUAUUCCCAACAGAGCUGGAAGAGGGCGCUCUUUACGCUCUCUGUGACGACAAAGAGCAGCGGCAAUAGCGCCUCCCGGCCUCAGCCAUCCCUUCGCGAAUGGCACGUCUACUCAUAAGCCUUGUAAAGUACCUAUACAUAUCUCUCGCUCUCUCUCUAUAUAUAUAUAUUAUAUUAUAAUAUUUAUAUAAAUAUAAAUACAAAUAUAUAUAUAUAUAUAAAUAUAUAUAUAUAUACACACACACCUAUACAAGUAAAACUAUACAUGAAAUGGUUAAUACUGUGAUCACUCCCUUUCCCCAACCUCACACCCAUUUGUUCUGUGCUUCAGGCUAUUUCUUGAAAUCUGUAUAAUAAAAAGUAAUAAGUAUGGACGUUUAGGGAAACAGUUAGAAUUGGGCCGCAGAACACCAGGCAAAUGUUUGAACUCGGCAAGUUUUGCUCCUUCGCAAAGUUCAAAAAGUCCAGCGGAAAUUCUUGUAGCAUCUGAAAUCUCUGCACGCAAAGGGUCCCGAUUUCAUGCACAUUUGUCACGGAAUGAUUGGCACUGGGGCACGGGGGUUGACAGGAGGGCACUUGAGCAGCUCCCAUAUUCACGUCCUCAGUUCUUCCACCUGCAUCACAAAGUCGCCUUUCUCUCUGCUUCAGGUGAGGCUGGUUCUUGAUUCCAUUUUGCUUUCCUAAUUUCAACAAUCAAUUGUUGGAUUUAUACACACAGUUACGUUCUUCACAUGUGAGCAAUUGGAAUA
Molecule: messenger RNA, 2649 nt
Organism: Thamnophis sirtalis
Lineage: Eukaryota; Metazoa; Chordata; Lepidosauria; Squamata; Natricidae
Source: RefSeq, a predicted model, not a curated record